Penicillium lagena is the source of this 1638-nucleotide messenger RNA. RefSeq lists its product as uncharacterized. Gene Ontology annotation, biological process: transmembrane transport. Gene Ontology annotation, molecular function: transmembrane transporter activity. The transcript is spliced from 7 exons. NCBI's taxonomy places the organism in Eukaryota, Fungi, Ascomycota, Eurotiomycetes, Eurotiales, Aspergillaceae. The coding region runs from base 1 to 1638 and encodes 545 amino acids. The record is from RefSeq and is a predicted model, not a curated record.
AUGGAGGAAACAGUUAUGCGUGAGAAACAGAGCUCUGACGAAAAAUCCAACCAAAUCAAUGGCCUUUUUAGAUCUGAGGGCGAGACAGCCACACCAAUUGAGGGUACCCACAUUGCCUGUCAUGUUGUCGACAAGAAUGGAAUCAAACUUCAUCCGCAGCCAACUUCUGAUCCAUUAGACCCAUUGAAUUGGUCAAAUCUUCAAAAGCAUACUAUAUUGUCGGCAGUUAUGCUCAAAUAUUUUCUGUUCACAUAUCUGACAACGACCACUGUCCCAUCAUUUUCAGAAAUCCAAACACAAUAUGAUAUCAGCUACUCUCAAGUUAACUGGACUGUCGCCGUGCCAGCUUUAGGACUAGCAGUCGGCCCGCUCGUAUGGUCAUCACUCAGUGACAUUUAUGGUCGCCGGAUCAUUUUCAUCACUGGGACGACAAUUGCUUUAGUCUCAACGAUCGGCGCAGCAGUUGCUAAUACAUAUUCCGGAUACAUGGCUGCCCGUUUCUUUCAAGGGUUCGGGGUGAGCCCGGCUUCGACGGUUGGAAUGGCAGUUGUCAAUGACCUCUUUUUUGAUUAUGAGCGUGGUCAAAAGCUCGGCCUGUGGGUACUGGCAUUGGAUUCUGGACUUCUUCUUGGUCCGACCUUUGGUGGGUUCUUAAAUCUUGUCAGUGCCGCUUGGAUUAAUUGGUUCAACGCCAUUCUUUUCGCCGCGUUGCUGGUUCUGGAGCUUGCUUUCAUGCCGGAGACACUAUACCCACGAAACAAGAUGCUGCAGCAUAUGCCACGUCUUGACGAAAACAAGACCAUUACAGCAGAUAUUGAAAAGCUUCCUGGAGAGGACAGCUUAUCUGCAGUGCAGGACUCUCUCGCCGACAUGCCUCGGACAAAAAAGCUGCCUUUCCUAAACGUGCGACCAGUGCCUGGCAUGCGCCACCCCAAGCCUUGGGAUUAUAUCAUCCGCUUCUUCCUCACAUUCCAACUUCCUGUUGUCGCUAUUGCUGUCCUUGGAUACAGCUUUGUGUGGUACUGGUGGGUUCUCUCGGUUAUCACCAUGGUGCCAGCCGCAUACGCAAGCUACUCCCCGCUGAUCCAGGGUCUCUUGUUCCUGGGAUUAUUGAUGGGAACCGUUGUUUCAGAAAUCUGUUGCUCCGGUAGAUUGAGUGACUAUAUUGUUACGAAGUUGAGCAAACACAAUGGGAAUGUGCGCGUGGCUGAGAUGCGGCUGUGGCUGGCAUAUCCGGCGAUAUUGAUCACGGCCAUCGGGUUGAUUCUUUGGGGGGUCAGCAUUGACAAGAAUUAUCACUGGAUGGUGGGCCAGGUCGCCUUCUUCCUAUUUGCCGCCGGAAUCCAGAUCGGUAAUACAGUGACUAGCAGCUAUAUCGUGGACUGCUAUCCCUUGCAAUCGACCAGCGUCAUUACAUUCUAUGCCGUCUUUCUUAAUCUGAGCGCGUUUAUCAAUCCGUUCUUUAUUGCCUCAUGGGAGGCAUCUUCGGGCUGGACCUGGACAUUUACUGCACAGGCGCUCAUCGUCCUGGCUGGUGGUGGUAUGGUGUUUGGGCUUCUACACCGAUACGGUGCCUGGAUGCGGGCCAAGGCACCACAGCCAUCGUGGGUCAACUCGGAGUUUGACUCGGAGCUUUGA